AUGAAGAACGCCCUUGCGCUCAAGCAUCUCGCAGAGAGCCUUGUGCUCCCGAUGGUGGGCAUCGACAAGGGUCUGAAGAGCAGUUAUCCCAGCCCGAGACCGAUCAACAAUCCACACGAGCUACCCUUAGCUCGUCACGAAGAGAUGUCAGAGCUCUCUCGUUCUCUAGCUGAGCAAAGGCAAGCUCUGAUCGAUGCUUCAAGACAGCGUCAUCCAGUUGGAGACGUCUGUCCCGCUCAUGUUCGAGAUCGCCGCGUAACCCUUGCGUUACGCGAUCAAAGAAGCUCUCGGGAACACACGGAUCCCCACGAUUGUGUGGAGAGCGUCUUCCCUCCUCCUCCACCUCCGUUAGAGGACUCUCGCGGUGGCCAGCGCUAUCUAGUUGAGCAACUGUUGAACCACCGCGACGUGAACGGACGUCGGACGAGUUAUCUCGUCCGGUGCCGCGGCUUUCCCCCAUCCUGGGAUUCUUGGGAGCCCCGCUCCCAACUGAUGGUUGACGUACUGGGUUUGGUUAAGCAGUACGACACGGCACAUCCUGUGCCGCAGAAGGACCGCCGGAGAAAGUCUUCCCGGCACGGUCGUAAAGGGAUUUCAGGUUGUCAAUCCCUUCGUACAUCUCACAAGAAAUGCGUACGCGCCACCACGGGGUAUUAG
Molecule: messenger RNA, 657 nt
Organism: Peronospora matthiolae
Lineage: Eukaryota; Oomycota; Peronosporomycetes; Peronosporales; Peronosporaceae
Source: the annotation of a GenBank genome assembly